AUGGCUUCGCGAUUGUUCACGCCGCAGCGUUUUGCGCCUGUAGCGACUGGUGCUGCUAUGGCCGCUGGCAUAGCGCUUUUCCCACGAACGACAUUGCACGCAGAGUCUCCCAAUGUCCCACAGGCGCGCAAACCAAUCUACGAUGACUUCGAAUCCGAACCGACCCCUCCCGCAAGAACGAGCCCUAGAUCCAACUCACCCGCAACCCCGACCAAGUCUUCAACUCCAACUCCGACCGAUAGACUUGCUGUACAAAUAGGGAAGACUCGUAUGUUCAUAUAUGCUCAUGUCGUAGCCGCCGAAAACAAAGUAAACGACGUGAUGGACUCGGCACUGGAUCUCGAGCAGAGUUUUACAAGCACAAUUGCUUCUUUAGCCCCCUCACGGCAAUCAGGCGAAAAGCUUAUGCCAGGAUCGAUAUACGUACUGGUCGCAGCGAUGACAGGAAGCAUCAUAUCGCGGAAUCGCAACAUUGUACUGAGAGCUGCAGUUCCAUUGGCCGUUGGUAUUGGAGCUGGAUGGGUCGUUCUCCCUGUCACUAUGCGAAAUGUCUCGGACCUGAUGUGGAAAUACGAGCAGAAGUCUCCAGUCAUUGCGGAUGCACACCUUCGGACAAGAGAGGCAAUUCAGAAGACAUGGAGGAUGGCAAGAGUUCAUACCAAACAGGCUGUCAGUAUUGUGGAUGAUAAGGUCAGCGCUGGGCGUGAGGCUGCUGAGGAUUGGGUGAAGAAGGGGAAAUAG
This is a messenger RNA of Glarea lozoyensis ATCC 20868, 741 nucleotides long. RefSeq lists its product as uncharacterized. Gene Ontology annotation, biological process: cristae formation. Gene Ontology annotation, cellular component: MICOS complex; mitochondrial crista junction. The transcript has 3 exons. The record is from RefSeq and is a predicted model, not a curated record. The coding region runs from base 1 to 741 and encodes 246 amino acids. NCBI's taxonomy places the organism in Eukaryota, Fungi, Ascomycota, Leotiomycetes, Helotiales, Helotiaceae.